Messenger RNA from Aspergillus niger, 372 nucleotides. RefSeq lists its product as hypothetical. The annotation marks the transcript as partial. The transcript has 2 exons. The record is from RefSeq and is a predicted model, not a curated record. NCBI's taxonomy places the organism in Eukaryota, Fungi, Ascomycota, Eurotiomycetes, Eurotiales, Aspergillaceae.
AUGCCGGAUGCCGCAUUCCGGUAUGAACAGUCUAGAAUUCGGGAAACUCAUAGUGGAAGAAUUCAAAUUCAGGCAUGGCUUAUAAGGCGCUGCACAGACACUCAUUCUAACACGGACCGAGUAUCUGAAGCUAGAGCUACAAAGGGCAGGUCAACUUGGCUGCGGGUCAAAAGCGUGGUCGAAUUUGCUGGAAUCAAGAGGCUCAUGCAGCAUCUCCUCGUCCAUCCAUUGUUCGAACGCAAACCGGGCUGCUGGCAGGCGGUUGUACAGGAAGAUCUCGAAGAAAUCCGGGGGAAUAUUCUGCAGCAACCGGGGCCGGAACUGCUGCAGGACCGCCUCCAUGGCUUCAAACUGGGUCUUUUUCAGCGUGCG